AUGCUCCAAGAUUGUGGUAAUCAGGCUGUAGAAGAACUACUACAGAAUAUCGAGGCUCACUUGCGAUUGCAAACAGGUGGUCCAGUGCCAAGAGACAUUUAUCAGAGAAUCAAAAAACUUGAGGACAGAAUCCUUGAAUUGGAAGGCAUCUCUCCUGAAUAUUUUCAAUCUGUAAACUUUUCUGGAAAAAGAAGAAAAGUUCAACCACCUCAACAGAACUAUUCACUGGCUGAACUUGAUGAGAAAAUUAGUGCCCUCAAACAAGCUCUGCUCAGAAAAUCAAGAGAAACAGAAUCCAUGGCAACACGUCACCUUCCAUGA
This is a messenger RNA of Rangifer tarandus platyrhynchus (Svalbard reindeer), 321 nucleotides long. The record is from the annotation of a GenBank genome assembly. NCBI's taxonomy places the organism in Eukaryota, Metazoa, Chordata, Mammalia, Artiodactyla, Cervidae.